Perca fluviatilis (European perch) is the source of this 4115-nucleotide messenger RNA. RefSeq names its product adhesion G-protein coupled receptor G4 (gene adgrg4b). Bases 1 to 3783 code for a protein of 1260 amino acids. Gene Ontology annotation, molecular function: G protein-coupled receptor activity. The transcript is spliced from 31 exons. Gene Ontology annotation, cellular component: membrane. Gene Ontology annotation, biological process: cell surface receptor signaling pathway; adenylate cyclase-activating G protein-coupled receptor signaling pathway. The record is from RefSeq and is a predicted model, not a curated record. Lineage: Eukaryota; Metazoa; Chordata; Actinopteri; Perciformes; Percidae.
AUGGAGCGAGUCCCUCAGCUCAGUCUAUGGGGAGAGGUGGCUGACUUCACCUUGGGGUGCGGCCACUGGACACUAAAGCCUCAGGUCUCCAUCCCCGCCCUGCAGGAGCUCACAGUCUGCUUCAACAUCAAGUUCAAGUUCCAGGCCUCCUCACCAUGGACUGCCUUCAUGUACAGUCAUCCUGAAGCUCAGUAUACGGAGCUGGGUUUAGGGGGAAAGUGGGAUCAUUUAGUGGUCUGGCUGUUUGGAACGGAGUGGACUUCGCCUAAGAUCACCCUUCACCAGUCACAGUGGUACUCGCUGUGCCUGACCUGGACACAUACUAACGACAGACCGUCCCUAUACCUCGAUGGCAACCUGGUGGACAUCCAGGCAGAUACAACUCCUUCAAUUUCAUCCUCGUGCUGCAAACUGGCCCCCAAUGGAACGCUUACUCUGGGUGCCACACACCGCCUGGUCAACGGGGAUAUUGAGAUUAUUCCAUUUCCCAAUCCGGUGGUCAAAUUAUCUCUGUUUCGGCUAUGGGGGCGGGAACGCAGCAAACGGGAAGUGACAUCACUGAAAUGUACAGAGGGGGACCUGGUGAAGUGGGAGAGAAACAACUGGGACACUCAGAUCUGUGCUCCGCUCCCCGAUUCCAACCUGAAGUGUGAAUGGUCCAUUUAUGAAGUGAGACUGAGGUUUGCCAUCUUCCGUUCCGAUGGGAACAACACUGAGCUCUACACGGCCAGAGAUAUCGCACAUAACUGGCUCAGAAAGGUUCUGCCGAGCAGCAUCUAUUUACACAGAGUGUCUGUGUUUGAAGUAACCAGAUCCAGUAAAGAAGACAGCCUUGUAAAAACAUCACAUGAAGACAGGCUGGUGCGGUGGUCUCCCUAUUAUAACAGGUUUGAUGCCCUGGUUCAUGUCAAUGUUAUCCCUAGCUUGGAUGUGGCAGCUGUGCAAAUUGAGAUGUACAAGGACCUUAAGGACGCAUACCCUGACCCCAGUGGUCACCUACACGUGCUGGCUGAUGCGGCCAGCAUACACAUCACACCUGUUGAAAGUUUCUCCAUGGUCACCAUCAGUCCUGAUUUGGUGACGGAUCCCUCUCCAAUCACAACUACCACAUUUAAAACCACAACAUCCAUUACUCCAACUAGCACCACUACAAGUGCCUCUACCAGUGCGGCCCCAGCCACCAAAUUCACAACAACCCCUGCAAAAGUUUCUGAGCUGUAUUUUGAGGUGAAGGUGAAUGUUACUAUAACAGGAGACUGUGACCCAGGACAGAUUCUUUCCACCUGGCUCAACUCCAGUCUACCUGAUGAAAUGAUGAUGGUGCUGGACCUCCAGCUGCUCCCUAGAGCUCAAAGACAUCACCCUAACCUGCAGUCAACCUCCUUUACAUCUGACAAAGUGUUCGUGCUCAGAGUUUCAAGAGAGAGCUGUAUUUUCCAGGUGCGGGUCAUGAAGUCGCUGUCAGACUCACAGGAAAUGGCAGAGCAGAUACGUUACCUACUGCAGACGCCCUAUAACAGCGGCUCAAUCUCCAUAGCAACCAAGGAAAUACAGAUAAGCCGCAUAUUGAUAUUACAGUGCAACACAGAAACCCACCAGACGAGGAAAGGCCUGUUUAAGUGGCCCGAUACUUUAGGAGGAAAAAAUGCAAUUCGGCCAUGCCCAAAAAACCCUCUCCGCUACGCCACACGACACUGUAAACUGUGCCUCAGUACCCACUGGUUGGAUCCAGACCUGGAAGACUGUCAUCUGGUGGUGGAAACCAUCCCUGAUCUGGAUCAUGUCGAAGUCACUGCUGACAAUGCACUGGACGUGGUGGAGAUGAUUGAGAGUUUACUGAGAAACCACUCCACACUCAGCUACCAGGAGCUGGUCACAGUCCUCAAAAAGCUAGGGGACAUCGUCUGCCUCAGUAGGGUCACACCAAACAUGGGCCAAGCUCUAAUCAACAUCAUCUCUGACAUAUUGGAAUCUGACAGCAACCUGCUGCCUUUCACUAACACUAUCCUAAAUAUCACGGAGGCAGUCGGAGACAUGAUGGUGUGCUACGAGGGCUCGUCCACCCUGGUUGCUCCUGCCAUUGCCAUCUCUGUGGUGGAUGUAGUUCCCGGACAGUUUAGCAGUUUGACUUUCGGAGUGUCAUCGGACCGCGCAGGCACAAAGCCUGAGAUUUUCAUCAACAAGUAUCCCUUCAACAGCACAGUGGCUUUCAUCGCCCUACCGUCUGCCCUGCAGGACAAAUUCCCACAGAACAGCUCCAACCAGAGGCCAGCAAGGGUUAAGUUUCUGUUCUACGGAAUCCCAAUGCUCUUCAAGAGCAGCCAAAAGGGGAUGGCCCUCAACACCUUCGUGGUGUCAGCCAGUGUGACCAAUGCCAGCUCUCCAAUCAAAGACCUUGAUGAAGAUGUCAAAGUCACGCUCCACCAUCUUAUACCCAACACACUUCACAAGGACGUGCAGUGUGUUUACUGGAACUUCAAUAAAAACAAUGGAAACGGAGGCUGGGAUGAUUAUGGCUGCAGAAAAUACAACAGCAGCUCUGACUACACAACGUGCCUGUGUGAUCAUCUCACACACUUCGGAGUUCUUCUGGAUGUCUCCAGGACUCCAUUGGACCCGGCUAAUGAGCAGAUCCUGACCAUUAUCACAUAUGUUGGUUGUGGAGUCUCAUCGGUGUUCUUGGGAAUCACUGUUCUCACUUACACAGCUUUCGAAAAGCUUCGUCGAGACUACCCGUCUAAGAUCCUCAUCAACCUCUCCCUGGCACUGCUAGGUUUGAACCUGGUGUUUCUGGUCAACUCCUGGCUGUCCUCCUGGGGUCUAUACGGCAUCUGCGUGGCUGUAGCAGCCACGCUCCACUACUUCCUCCUGGCAUCAUUCACCUGGAUGGGAUUAGAGGCCGUUAAUAUGUACUUUGCUCUCGUCAAAGUCUUCAACGUCUACGUACCCUCUUAUAUCCUCAAGUUCUGUGCUCUGGGAUGGGGGAUUCCUCUGGUAAUCUGCAUCCUGGUGCUCAUUGUGAACAGAGAGGCCUACGGCAGUCACCUCUACACAGAUGUUCAGCAUAGCUUAGUGCCAUUGGACAACUCCGACAACUUCUGUUGGCUCCAGGACGAAGUGACAUUUUACGUGUCUGUGGUUGCCUAUGCUGUUCUAGUCUUUCUCUUCAACAUAGCGGUUUUUGUAGUGGUGCUGAUCCAGAUUCGCCACAUGCGAGUCAACAGCCCGGCUGGGACCCGCAGUGGACUGAUGCAUGACCUGAAGGGAGUGGUCAGUCUCACCUUGUUACUAGGACUAACAUGGACUGUUGGCUUCUUUACCUGGGGACCAGCCAGAAUAGUUCUGCUGUACCUGUUCUCUGGACUCAACACCCUGCAAGGACUUUUCAUUUUCCUCUUCCACUGUCUGAUGAAGGAAAAUGUCAGGAAGCAGUGGAGGAUUCACCUCUGCGUUGGACGUUUUCGACUUGAAGAGUAUUCUGAGUGGAGCAACUCGGCAUCAGUUGGAGUCACGGCUAAACCCAAAUCAAAUCCUCCAAGAGCACCAGUACCAUCGGUCUGCUCGGUCAAGUCCAGCUCCACAGACAGCACAUCAGCUUCCUCCGACUCCAGCCAGAGAGACUCAUCCUGCAAGAGACCAAACUUGGGCCUUUUUGUGAAUUCCCUGGCUCUCCCUCGUGCUCAGAGAAGCCCCUCCGGUGCAGGAGCUCUGCGGUCCCAGAGUGGGAUGGACCCGACACCUGGCUGGAGGAAUCACUUGCUUGGCCAGCAGGAUCAAAGAUAAUACAAGCAUUUGCAUACAGACACACACAAAUCCUAAAAUCAUCUUGAAAACUGAAACAGAACAGCAGCCUUAACACGUAUUGUACUUCAAUUUAAGCCACAGAGAUAUGAAUUCCAUUGUUUUCCAGCUUCAUUAGCCAAUUGUAUCAUGCAAUUCUAUUGUUUUUUCUUUGUUUGCUAAAUAUUGUAAAAGACCCUGUAAUUAUAAAGACAUGAGUAGUUGCAUCAGUUCCAAGGAGGAGUUGGUUGCCAAGCAACUGCUGAGUGGAGCCAUGGUGACAACGAAUCAUGGCACCACAGUUUGUGAGGAAAUAAUACAAAUUUAACAUGAUA